Diceros bicornis minor is the source of this 3414-nucleotide messenger RNA. RefSeq names its product diacylglycerol O-acyltransferase 1 (gene DGAT1). The transcript is spliced from 17 exons. Gene Ontology annotation, biological process: triglyceride biosynthetic process. Gene Ontology annotation, cellular component: endoplasmic reticulum membrane. The record is from RefSeq and is a predicted model, not a curated record. Lineage: Eukaryota; Metazoa; Chordata; Mammalia; Perissodactyla; Rhinocerotidae. Bases 137 to 1546 code for a protein of 469 amino acids. Gene Ontology annotation, molecular function: diacylglycerol O-acyltransferase activity.
CGGGCGCGCGGGCUACGGCGGCCGGUAGGGGGCGGCGGCGGCCGUUGGCCAAGGGUCCUGAGGCGGGGCCGCGGGCCUCGGGCUCUGAGAGCCCGGCGGGCCGCGACUCGGCCGCGGUAGCGUGCGGGCUGAGGCCAUGGGCGACCGCGGCAGCGCAGGCGGCUCCCGGCGCCGGAGGACAGGGUCGCGGCCCUUGAGCCAGGGCGGCGGCGGGCCCGCGGCUGCAGAAGAGGAGGUGAGGGACGUGGGCGCCGGGGGGGACGCCCCGGACAAGGACAAGGACGGAGACGCCGACGUGGGCAGCGGCCACUGGAAUCUGAGGUGCCACCGCCUCCAGGAUUCUUUGUUCAGCUCUGAUAGUGGCUUCAGCAACUACCGUGGCAUCUUGAAUUGGUGUGUGGUGAUGCUGAUCUUGAGCAAUGCACGGUUAUUUUUAGAGAACCUCAUCAAGUAUGGCAUCCUGGUGGACCCCAUCCAGGUGGUGUCUCUGUUCCUGAAAAACCCCUACAGCUGGCCCGCCCUGUGCCUGGUUAUUGUGGCCAACGUCUUUGCCGUGGCUGCAUUCCAGGUGGAGAAGCGCCUGGCAGUGGGUGUGCUGACGGAGCAGACAGGGCUGCUUCUGCAUGUGGUCAACCUGGCCACCCUUCUCUGCUUCCCGGCGGCCGUGGCCUUCCUGCUGGAGUCCAUCACUCCAGUGGGCUCCAUGCUGGCUCUGAUGGUGUACACCAUCCUCUUCCUCAAGCUUUUCUCUUACCGGGACGUCAACCUGUGGUGCCGAGAGCACAGGGCUGCAAGGGCCAAGGCCAAGGCUGCUUCUGCAGGUAAGAAGGCCAACGGGGGAGCUGCCCAGCGCACCGUGAGCUACCCGGACAACCUGACCUACCGUGAUCUGUACUACUUCCUCUUUGCCCCUACUCUGUGUUAUGAGCUCAACUUUCCCCGCUCCCCCCGCAUCCGAAAGCGCUUCUUGCUGCGGCGGCUCUUUGAGAUGCUGUUCUUCAUCCAGCUCCAGGUGGGGCUGAUCCAGCAGUGGAUGGUCCCUACCAUCCAGAACUCCAUGAAGCCCUUCAAGGAUAUGGACUACUCACGCAUCAUUGAGCGCCUCCUGAAGCUGGCGGUCCCCAACCACCUCAUCUGGCUCAUCUUCUUCUAUUGGCUCUUCCACUCCUGCCUGAACGCCGUGGCUGAGCUGAUGCAGUUUGGAGACCGGGAGUUCUAUCGGGACUGGUGGAACUCUGAGUCCGUCACCUACUUCUGGCAGAACUGGAAUAUCCCUGUGCACAAGUGGUGUAUCAGACACUUCUACAAGCCCAUGCUCCGACGGGGCAGCAGCAAGUGGGUAGCCAGGACCGGGGUGUUCCUAGCCUCGGCCUUCUUCCACGAGUACCUGAUCCCACUGGCCUGGAUCGUGAGCCGCUUCUUCCGGGGCAACUAUGGCAAUGCAGCCGUGUGGCUGACACUCAUCAUCGGGCAGCCAGUGGCCGUGCUCAUGUACGUCCAUGACUACUACGUGCUCAACCACGAGGCCACGACAGCGGGGGCAUGAGCUACUCUGGGGCCAGCCCUCUUCACUGCCACCUUGCCUUGUCUGCCUCACUGUCCAUGGCCAGAGCCUGCCGCCGCCUGUGUACUGGGGAGAGGGCCUGGCUGCCCAUGCCUCCUCCUGGGACCCAGGAGGCCUCUCUGCCCCUAUGGGGUUCCCUCUUGCUCCCUCAGGGAUGGCAGAUGGGGCAUAGGCCAGUGCCAGCGCCCUGGGAAUCCAUGCUGAUCCUGCCCAAGGGUCUGAGGGUGUCAAUAAAGUGCUGUCCAGAGUGACCUCCCUCAGCAUGCUGGGGGCACAGGGCUGGUGGGAGGUGAUGGCCCACACCACAUGGGGUCCCCUAGGGUGUGGGGGCAGCUGCUUCCGGGGGGCUAGGAGAAAGGGCCUCUUCCCCCAGGCUGCACUGUGGUGCUCUUGGGAGGGGAAUCUGGGUCCCACGGCCUUCCCCGAUGCCCAUGCCCCAUGCCCUGCUGGGGUGCUGUGCCCUGGGAAAGGCUGCCCAGCUACAGUUGGGCAGGGCAUGGCCAGGAGGGGGAGGCAGUGCCCUCAGUAGUGGCAUGAGGCGAGGCAUGGGUUGGGGGUGAGGUGUGGGGAGUUGGAGGGAGGCAUUGGCAGUCAGGCAGACCCCUUGCCCCAUGCCAUGGCUGACAACCCUCACUGCCUAGAAGGGCUCGGCUGUCAGACUUCCUGUUAAGUCACUGCUGGUUAAUCCUAUGUGGGGGGCAGGGGCUUUGAAGAGGAUGCCUAAGGACCUAGAUCAGCAGACCUGGGCAGGGGUUGGAGGCCAGGGCAUGAAAGCUGGUCAAGGAUCAGGACCAACUGGUAGAACCAGCUAAGGCUCCAUGCGCUGGUGGGCAGAGGCUCUAUAACAGGGCUGCAGAGGUCAUGGGGGCAGAGUCCAUGGGCUCCUGGGGAGCUGGGGCAGCCAGAUGCUAGGGUGUUCAACUGGCAACUGGCACAGGGCCUUGGGGUGGAGGUUCUGUGCCCCUUGGAUGAGGGGGGCAGCCUGGCCCAAUCCUUGCCCGGGAUCUCCCUCUCACUGGCCAUGGGUGCCUGCCUGAGUGUCAGCGGUCUGCACCUCCUGGGUGCCCCUAGCCUGAGACCUGCCCCUCCCUGGGGCCCAGGAGGAUACCCCAGCUCCCUGGGGCUAGAGCCUGCCUGCCCUGCUCAGCCUCUAGCCCUUUUGCAUCCUCAAUUCUGGCACUUGGCUGGGCAGUCCACACAGUGCAGCCUGAGUGUAGCCCUCAGGACACCUUGCUCCCAGACCCUGCUACCUGCUAAGCCUGACAGGGAAGUGGGGGGCAACCCUGGGCCCCCAUUCCCACCUCAUCCAAGGUGGGUCAGGUCUCUGGACUGAAAACCCCGAGGCUGUGCCAGGCCAGAGUGUGCCCCGACACAGCCGUAGCCCAAGGUGGGUGUCUGAGAAGGUGCCUGGGUGGUGGUCUCAGAGCUGUGCUGCCACUGCACAGACCAAAAGCUGCUCAACCCCAACUCCUCACCUCCUCUAGGCCAUGGUGGUGGUGGUGGUGGGGGCUACCUGGGGGUGCCUUUGGACCCCAGGGUGGAGGCAGUGUCUCCUUGGCCCCUGCCUCCUGGGCAGACACCAGCACGGGCUCUGCUGAGGUUGGUGAGUAGUGGGUGAAAUGGGGGCAAGAGCAUCAGGCGGCUGCUUUGGCCUGGCUCCUCCUUCCCAUACUGCGUUUCCCCUGCCCCUCGUCUGGAAGAGCUCAGCAGCCAGACCCAGAAGGCAGGGCGCACUCCCACCACCUUCCCUUCUUCAGCUAGACCCCAUGGCGCUGAGCCCCUCCCUUACCCCAAAGACAGUCCAGUGCCUUAUGAAGGCAGAGUGGAGGUGGCUCUGCCAGGAAGAUGCA